AUGCCGACUCCGCGCCCCGCAGAUCCACGUUACGCCGCGCCGUCGCGCAGUAGAGGAUUGCACGAGCUGGGCGUGCGGGAGCAGGAGACGCUCCUAUCCGGCACCAUCAUUAUCGAGCAACCGGAAUCCGCCAUCGGCGCGGUCGAGAUUUACGUCGACGACGGCAUGCACGCUGAAAGUCGCAGCGCAGUCGCUGUUAGUCGCAGCGGCGUCGCCAAUGAUCGCGGCUCCUCACAACCUGUCGCUUCCAAUUCCCCAAAAGCCCCCAAUUCCCCGGCUGCGGCUUCCGCCAGCUCGCUCGAGUCCCGCGCGUCGCCCGCUUCCCGCUCCCUCGUUAUUUCCGCGCUCGCCGCGGAGGCAAGCGACAACGCGGCUGGUGCAGCGGCGGGGGCUGGCGACGUUUCGACGACGUGCGACAUCAGCGACGGGAUGUGGGAGGCGGAUGCUAACCGGCCGCUGUAUUCCAGUCUUGACUGCCCGUUUAUUCACGCUGCAACGCAGUGCGACGCGCACGGGCGGCCGGAUACAGGGUACCAAAAACUGCGGUGGCGACCGACUCGCGAUAAUGCGACGGAAGGCGGCGGCUGCGACGCGAUGCCGCAACUGACGGCGAAGAGCGCGUGCGAGCUGAUGCGGAACAGGAACGUCGCUUACGUGGGGGACUCGAUCGUACGCAACCAUUUCAACUCGCUCGCGUGUAUCAUGUUCGGUACGCAAGGCGAACCCGAGGUCCUGGGCAGCCAUCCGUACGCGCAAGUGUACCACUGGCCGAGUUGUAACGCCACGGUGGCGUUCUAUUGGAGUCACUACCUCGUGAACCUCACUCUAAUCGACGAGCACGUGUUUAACACGGGCGGCGAGCUCGACCUGGAGAAUCCCGACGACUGGUGGUUUCGGCACUAUAACGAACACGACACAUUCGUUAUAAGCGCGGGGCAAUGGUGGUCAUCGGUGCGCAUCCAAGGCAAGAACAUCCACUUCGCGAGCCCGAACACCGACUUGCCGCUAUUUGACGCGUACCAAACCGCGCUUUUCUCCGUCCUCCGCCCGUUCGAGGACGUUAGCAGUACCGGCAAGCAGGUAGUUCUGACGCUCGUGCCGCCCACGCAUGGGUUCCACGGCAGCUGUUCGGCCACGCAGCCGGUUAGUGCGGAGGAUGCGCUUUCCAAGGAUUACCCCGAGGCAAAGUACAACAUUCUUCUCGCCGACGUGGCGCGGCGGUACGAAGCGCGCCGGGCGAAGCGCGGGCAUGGCGCGCCGCUGAUGCUUCUGGACAUUUUUGGGAUGUCGUUGACGCGGUGGGACGGGCACCCCGGGGAGCAUUCGGGCGGGGGUAACAUAGACUGCGGGCACUACUGCUUGCCGGGGGUGCCGGACUCGUGGAACGAAAUGAUGCUGGGACUGCUGUGGGUGCAGGACGGGCGAGGGAGAGGAGGGGUAGCAGGGGGAAAGCUGCAGUCCCUGACGCAAGCAGCAGCGAGACUCCCUCACACUAACAGUGACACUCCCUUAGCCAGCAGCGCGCCGAUGGCCCUGUUCAGCUCGGGUGUACCGCUGCAAGGAGGAGGGGUGGGCCUGCAGAUUCUCCUGGCCGCCAGCUCAUCGUCGAUCGUCAUCCGAGCUGCCAAUCUAGUGGUGGGCGUGGGCUUUCCAGUCUUCCGCUCGUUCAAGGCCAUUGAGGAGGGCUCUCAGGCGGACCGCAACAGAUGCCUCGCGUACUGGUCGGUGUACGGUUGCUUUCGGGUAGUGGAGACAAUCACCGACAGGAUCAUAUCGUGGCUACCCUUCUAUCAGCACAUCAAGCUGCUCCUGCUGCUCUGGCUGCAGCUGCCCUCCACCUCCUCCUCCCGCCCAGCCACGGGGGCAGGGCGGCUGUACGCUAGUCACCUGAGGCCCGUGCUGCUGCGCUACCGGCGGCACAUUGACGGGGCGCUUGUUAGCAUCGACCGCUGCAUGGCGUCCUGGUUCCACGCCCAUCAGGAGGAGCUCUCUGCUGCAGCACGCAUGGCCCAGUCUGCAACCAGGGCAGCACUUACUGCUUUGGACUCUGCAGUCUCGUCAGCUGCUGCUGCCCUCCCACCCCCUGCUGCUGAUGGCCCUCCUGCUGCCACGUCAGCGGCAGAUGCUGAUGCCAGGAAUGAUGUCACUGAUGAUGUCAGCGGACCUAACAGGGACGGUGGUGAGCUGCAUGACGUGGCAGGUGGAGGGGAGUCGGGGGAGGAAGGGGACGGGGGAGGGGGAGGCGGGAUGAGGGGAGGGAGAAGGUGA
Messenger RNA from Closterium sp. NIES-65, 2268 nucleotides. NCBI's taxonomy places the organism in Eukaryota, Viridiplantae, Streptophyta, Zygnematophyceae, Desmidiales, Closteriaceae. The record is from the annotation of a GenBank genome assembly.